GUCUCCGAGAGAAGAAAAGCAAGUGAAAGGAGAGGAAGCGGAUGCCGUGGGUUUACAGCAGGAAAAUCCGUGGAGACAGCAGAUCCGAGAAGCGGCGAUGUUUGCGUAGAACCCUCUCUUCCCUUCCCUCUGACCAGCACCAUGCUUCUCCUGGUGACAAGCCUUCUGCUCUGUGAGUUGCCACACCCAGCAUUCCUCCUGAUCCCAGAGAAAUCGGAUCCACCAACAGUGGUACCAGCCUCUAGUCUCAAUGUGAGGUUUGACUCCAGGACGAUGAAUUUAAGCUGGGACUGCCAAGAAAACACAACCUUCAGCAGGUGUUUCUUAACUGACAAGAAGAACAGAGUCGUGGAACCCAGGCUCAAUAACAAUGAAUGUUCGUGCACAUUUCGUGAAAUUUGUCUGCAUGGAGGAGUCACUUUUGAGGUUCACGUGAAUACUAGCCAAAGAGGAUUUCAGCAAAAACUGCUUUAUCUAAAUUCAGGAAGGGAGGGUACCGCUGCUCAGAAUUUCUCCUGUUUCAUCUACAAUGUGGAUUUCAUGAACUGUACCUGGGCGAGGGGUCCGACGGCCCCCCGUGACGUCCAGUAUUUUUUGUACAUACAAAACUCAAAGAGAAGGAGGGAGAUCCGGUGUCCUUAUUACAUGCAAGACUCGGGAACCCAUGUGGGAUGUCACCUGGAUAACCUGUCAGGAUUAACGUCUCGCAAUUACUUCCUGGUUAAUGGAACCAGCCGAGAAAUUGGCAUCCAAUUCUUCGAUUCACUUUUGGACACAAAGAAAAUAGAACGAUUCAACCCUCCGGGCAAUGUCACUGUACGUUGCAACAUGACGCACUGCCUCGUACAGUGGAAACAGCCCAGGACCUACCAGAAGCUGUCGUACCUGGACUUUCAGUACCAGCUGGACGUCCACAGAAAGAAUACCCAGCCUGGCACGGAAAACCUACUGAUUGAUGUUUCUGGUGAUUUGGAAAAUAGAUACAACUUUCCAAGCGCUGAGCCCAGAGCAAAACAUAAUGUGAAGAUCAGAGCUGCAGAUGUCCGCAUCCUGAAUUGGAGUUCGUGGAGUGAAGCUGCUGAAUUUGACGCAAACCUGUGUGUCUCUCUAGGCUCUGACGACAGAAACCUCAGCUCUGUGUACAUUUAUGUGCUCCUGAUCGUGGGAACCCUUGUCUGUGGCAUCGUCCUUGGCUUCCUCUUUAAAAGGUUCCUUAGGAUACAGCGACUGUUCCCACCAGUUCCACAGAUCAAAGACAAACUGAAUGAUAAUCAUGAGGUGGAAGACGAGAUCAUCUGGGAGGAAUUCACCCCAGAGGAAGGGAAAGGCUACCGAGAAGAGGUCUUGACUGUGAAGGAAAUUACCUGAGACCCAGAGGGUGUAGGAAGGGCAUGGACAUCUCCGCCUCCACGACACUGGGGAACUGUUUUCUUGUUGAUGAUGCUGUGAGCCUUUAUAUCAUUUUUUAUGUUUUUAUUUAAAAACAUGAUAUUUGGGGCCAGGCGCGGUGGCUCAUGCCUGUAAUCCCAGCACUUUGGGAGGCCAAGGCGGGCAGAUCACCUGAGGUCAGGAGUUCAAGACCAGCCUGGCCAACAUGGUGAAACCCCAUCUCUACUAAAAAUGCAGAAAUUUACACCCAGGCAUGGUGGUGGACUCCUGUCAUCCCAGCUACUCGGGAGGCUGAGACAGGAGAAUCGCUUGAACCCAGGAGGCAGAGGUUGCAGUGAGCCAAAAUCGCGCCAUUGUAUGCCAACUUGGGUAACAGAGCAAGAUUGCAUCUCAAAACAAAUAAUAAUAAUAAAUAAAAUAAUACUAAAAGCAUAAUAUUUGUCUGGGCGCCGUGGCUCAUGCCUGUAAUCCUAACACUUUGGGAGGCCAAAGUAGGAGGAUUGCUUGAGACAGGAGUUUGAGACUAGUCUGGGCAUCAUAGCGAGACCUUAUCUCUACAAAAAAGGCAAAAAUUAGCUGGGGAAUGGUGGCUUGUGCCUGUAGUCCCAGCUACUCGGGAGGCUGAGGCAGGAGAAUGGCGUGAACCCAGGAGGCGGAGGUUGCAGUGAGCCAAGAUCACACCACCGCACUCCAGCCU
Pongo pygmaeus (Bornean orangutan) is the source of this 2086-nucleotide messenger RNA. Its product is annotated as granulocyte-macrophage colony-stimulating factor receptor subunit alpha. Bases 142 to 1368 code for a protein of 408 amino acids. Gene Ontology annotation, biological process: cytokine-mediated signaling pathway. The transcript has 13 exons. The record is from RefSeq and is a predicted model, not a curated record. Gene Ontology annotation, molecular function: cytokine receptor activity; protein binding. Lineage: Eukaryota; Metazoa; Chordata; Mammalia; Primates; Hominidae. Gene Ontology annotation, cellular component: membrane; external side of plasma membrane.